This is a messenger RNA of Lactuca sativa (garden lettuce), 1032 nucleotides long. The record is from RefSeq and is a predicted model, not a curated record. NCBI's taxonomy places the organism in Eukaryota, Viridiplantae, Streptophyta, Magnoliopsida, Asterales, Asteraceae.
AUGACGGAUAAAAGAACUAGGGUUAGUUGGAAGUCGGAAUUGGUGGACAAAACUUUUUUGGAAUCGUGUAUACAAGAAUCAACAAGUAAUGGGCGGGAGGGUAGUGGCCUAAAAGCAAGCUCAUGGGCUGUGGUCGCGGAGAAAUUGAAAACAGAUCAUAAUUUUGUUGUCGACAAAAAACAAAUGAAAAACCGAUACAACUAUUUAAAAGCAAAGUAUGCAGUGUGGUUAAAACUUAAAAACAAAACAGGAAAUAUUUACAAUCCCGUAACAAAUUCUUUUAACAUGACUAAUGAAGAAUGGGAAGCGGAAGCGAAGUUGAACAAGUAUGUAGAUAAGCUGAGAAAUGCACCCCUCCCUUGCCCUAAUCUUUUUACCCAACUAUUUGAUGGGGCGACCUCGACCGGUGUUCACAGUUGGGGGCCAUCUUCGACACUACCUCAUCCCAAUGAAACCUUCAGUACACAUGAUUUUGAGGAUACAGAGAUGGAAGAGCCGACACCUCAUCCAGAUACCCCAAGCUCAACCGUACCUCAACCUACUAGUGAGGAAUCAUCUGGGCGGACAAAAAACAAAGGGGGCAAACGAAAUGGUCCUAAAGAAACCACACUUGAUGAUGAGUUGAAAGAAGUUGGAAAAGAAAUUAUCAAGGCUGCACAAGCAUUCACGGAAGCAAAUAAUCUUGACAAGGAGAUGGAUGCUUGUAUGGCAAGGUUGACAAGCUUGGAGUGGGGAGAAUAUGAUCCGAAAUACACCACUGCUCUUAUGUUAUUUGCUGAAAGUGCUGGACACAUGGAUAAAGAAGUUGAUUUUUUAUAUUUCCUUAUAUUCUCGUGGUAUUGGUUGAUGUUGGUCCGACAAAGGCAAAGAAUAAUUAAAAGAAUAAGAGCUAGCGAACAGCAAAAAGAUGGUGAUGAUGAAAGUGGAACUGGUUACAUGAUCCCCAUUAACAUCUUUUACUUUAUAGAUGUCAAAGUGACCCAAUAUGGUGAUGUUGGUUCAACAUUCAUCCAUACAAUGUUUGGUGGAUAG